Cottoperca gobio is the source of this 824-nucleotide messenger RNA. RefSeq names its product coactosin-like F-actin binding protein 1 (gene cotl1). The transcript is spliced from 4 exons. Gene Ontology annotation, biological process: regulation of actin filament polymerization. The record is from RefSeq and is a predicted model, not a curated record. Lineage: Eukaryota; Metazoa; Chordata; Actinopteri; Perciformes; Bovichtidae. Gene Ontology annotation, molecular function: actin filament binding. Gene Ontology annotation, cellular component: site of polarized growth; cortical actin cytoskeleton; actin filament. The coding region runs from base 371 to 799 and encodes 142 amino acids.
GCCCUCAUACCAUUGACCAUUCACAGGGAGAAGGUGAAUCCAGCGUCUGGGGAACUUCUCUGUCUGUCUGCUGGCAACCUGAUCGACUAGCAUCACCAACGCCCAUAAAGUAGCAAUAUACAGGAAAUAAACCUAGCUUCUAGAAGAAGAGCCGUUUUUUCCGUUACAUCCGACAGGCUCAUUGUUGCAGUGCAGUGGUCGUGAUUUUGGAGUGGAGCCUUUUGUAUAACGUUAUCAGUUAUAGUUCUCUGAUGUAUAACAUCAACUGUAUAAGUUAGCGGCUUUAUUACUGUGCAGCUUGCUCUCCCGCAUUUGGACUGAUACAACGUUGACUUCGACUGUUUGACUCCUGUCUAACGUUAUACGAAAAAUGGCAACCCAAAUCGAUAAAGAGGCUUGCAGAGAGGCUUACAACCAAGUCAGAGACGAUAACACCGACACCAAUUGGGCUGUGUUUAAGUAUGAGGGCUCUAUGAUCCUGCCUGGAGGACAAGGGACGGACUAUGAGGACUUCAAGAGGAUGUGCACAGAUGACGCUCGUCUGUUCGCCUUUGUCCGAAUCACGAUGGGAGACACCAUGAGCAAACGGGCCAAGUUCACUCUCAUCACCUGGAUCGGUGAGAACAUCAGCGGGCUGCAGCGCGCCAAGAUCAGCACCGACAAGGCGCUGGUCAAAGAGAUUGUGCAGAACUUUGCUAAGGAGUUCAUGUUCAGUGACCCGAGGGAACUGGAUGCGGACAACAUUCGCACAGAGCUGAAGAAGGCUGGUGGAGCCAACUAUGACGCUCAGGCCGAGUAGAAAAGUGCCAUGGUCCACUGGAAGG